This is a messenger RNA of Eublepharis macularius, 1121 nucleotides long. RefSeq names its product alpha-aspartyl dipeptidase-like. Gene Ontology annotation, biological process: proteolysis. The record is from RefSeq and is a predicted model, not a curated record. The transcript is spliced from 7 exons. Gene Ontology annotation, molecular function: serine-type peptidase activity. The coding region runs from base 53 to 601 and encodes 182 amino acids. Lineage: Eukaryota; Metazoa; Chordata; Lepidosauria; Squamata; Eublepharidae.
GGCAGGAGGCGGCGCCGAGCUGGCUGCCCGCGGCGGGGCUGUGGCGGCGCGCAUGGCCGGGCGGCGGCGGCGGCGGCUGCUGCUGGUCUCCAACUCGACGCUGCACGGCGGGGGGUACCUGGAGCACGUCCGGCCGCCCCUGCGCCGCUUCCUCGGGCCGGAUGUGAAGAGAAUUUUAUUUGUUCCUUAUGCCCUGAGAGACCGAGAUGCGUAUGCCAAGAUGGCAAGAGAGACGUUUGAAAGCUUAGGCUAUGCAUUGGACAGCAUCCAUGAAUCCCCUGACCCUGGAGAAGCUGUAAGAAAAGCGGAAGCGAUAUUCAUUGGCGGUGGAAACACCUUUCGCCUUUUGAAAGUUCUUUACGACAAUGGGCUGAUCCCGCUGAUCAGGAAGAGAGUUCUCGAGGAUGGGAUCCCGUACGUGGGAUCCAGUGCAGGAACUAAUGUGGCAACCAUCAGCAUCCACACGACCAACGACAUGCCAAUCGUGUACCCGCCUUCCUUGUUGGCCCUUGGUUUGGUUCCUUUCAACAUCAAUCCACAUUACCUGGAUCCAGAUGUUAACAGCACUCACAUGGGGAGGGAAUUCUCCAACGGAACAUGAACCAGGAACGGAUUUCAGUUUCCUGCUGGCUGAGAGUCUUGAGAAGCCUUAACACAUUCGUCAUAUCCGAACCAGGGCUGCCUGCUGAGUGGGUAUCAAAAUAGUUGUACCAUGGGGCAAAAAUCCAGACCUUCAGUCGUUGCUGGUCUUUAAACUAUUGGGCCUGGCGACUGGCUUCUGGGUAGAGUUUGGACUUCCCAGAAUCUCUUUUGGUGACAAUGCUUAGGGCCAGGAGAUGCAUAAGAGCCUGUACCAAGCCAGAGGGCAUAUCUGGCGUGCUCUCCUUUCACCACUGAGAAACCACUGUCUGCAGAGGAGGACGGGCUUCCAGCAAUUGUGAUGUCCACCCGACACCUCACUUGUAAGCGCUGCCUGAAGGGAAGAAAGUGGUGGUAAUGGUGAUGUACACAAACCAGAACAGGAUCCCCAGUUCCUCUCUCUUUAAAAGCCUGGCUCAAAAAGUUUUGCACCCUUGCUUAAGUAAGAAUUUUUAAAGCAACAAAAAUAAAAAAUUCUUCAU